AUGUCCCAGGAUAUCGAUCCGCUGGACCUGGAGUGGCGCAACCGCGCGGUGCUGGCGCAGGAGGCGGGCGUGCCCCCGGGCGUGCACUCUCUUUGGAUCAUCAACAAGUCGGGCGGUCUCGUGUACCACAAGACGUACGCGGACAUACCGCACAUCGACGUCAACGAGACCAUGAGGCUGGCGAGCAUGUGGCACGCCAUCCACGCGAUGUCGAUUCAGAUCUCACCGGUCGAGGGGUGCACCGGGAUCGAGCUCCUGGAGACGGACCAGUUCGACCUGCGGUGCACGCAGACGCCGACGGGGACCAAAUUUUUCGUCACCGCCGCGCCAAAGACGCUCGGUCUCGAGCACCUGCUGCGUUCGGUGUACGACCUGUACAGCGAUUACGUGAUGAAGAACCCGUUCUACGAGAUGGAGAUGCCGAUACGGUGCGAGCUGUUCGACACGAACGUCUUGAGUGCGGUCCGGAAUCACAACGCACAGCUGGGGAACUACUGAUGA
This is a messenger RNA of Micromonas commoda, 501 nucleotides long. RefSeq lists its product with no specific name. The record is from RefSeq and is a predicted model, not a curated record. Gene Ontology annotation, biological process: endoplasmic reticulum to Golgi vesicle-mediated transport. Gene Ontology annotation, cellular component: TRAPP complex. Lineage: Eukaryota; Viridiplantae; Chlorophyta; Mamiellophyceae; Mamiellales; Mamiellaceae. The coding region runs from base 1 to 498 and encodes 165 amino acids. The transcript has 2 exons.